GUGGACACACCCUUUCAGAGGGCAUCUCACAGGAGACUCCCACCUCUGGGGAAGGAAGGACUUCAUCUCAUUCCAGCAUCAGCCACACACCUUCUGCAACCUCAGAAAUGUCCCCGACAACAUCCUCCACAGAUGAUACUUCAGCCUCUUCCAAUACAAGCAACAGACAUCAAAUGACAUCAGAGUUCCCCCAAAUGCCUGUUUCCACAGACACCACUGAAGAAAACACAAAACAUAUAUCAUACCCUGAAACUGGAAGUUUAACCCCAGUCACCUCAAUACUCUCAGUGUCAACUGGACUAAGAGAACACUCCACAGCACGCUCUUCAGUCACUUCUGCUUCAGAGACAACAGCGUCUUCUCAAAGCCACAGGACACAGCCCACGGACAGCACCAGAGAAUCUCAAAGCAGCACGAGAUUGGCAGUGAUCACAACAACCCCUUCAUCCUCCCUAAAUGGACACACCCUUACAGAGAGCACCUCACAGGAGACAUCCACCUCUGGGGAAGCAAGGACCUCAUCUCCUUCCAGCAUCAGCCACAAACCUUCCACAGUGUCAGAAAUGCCCACAUCAACAAUCUCCACAGAUGACACUUCAGCCUCUGCCAGUACAAGCAACAGACAUCAAAUGACAUCAGAGUUCCGCCAAACACCAAUCUCCACAGACACCACUGUAGGAAACACAAAACACACAUCAUACCCUGAAACAGCAAAUUUUACUGUAGUCACCUCAAUACCCUCAAGGACAACUGGAGUAGAGGAACAGUCCACGGCACCCUCUUCCAUCACUUCUGCUUCAGAGACAACAGCAUCUUCUCAAAGCUACGGGACUCAGACCAUGGACACCAUCAGGGAAUCUCAAACCAGCACUAUCUCAGCAGUGAUCACAUCAACUCCUUCAUUUUCCCUAAGUGGACACACCCUUACAGAGAGCAUCUCACAGGAGACUUCCACCUCUGGGGAAGCGCAGACUUCAUCUCCUUCUAGUGUCAGCCACAAACCUUCCACAGUGUCAGAAAUGCCCACGUCAACAAUCUCCACAGAAGACACUUCAGCCUCUUCCAGUACAAGCAACAGACAUCAAAUGACAUCAGAGUUCCUCCAAACACCAACCUCCACAGACACCACUGUAGGAAACACAAAACACGCAUCAUACCCUGAAACAGCAAGUUUUACUGCUGUCACCUCAAUACUCUCAAGGACAACUGGAGUAGAGGAACAGUCCACGGCACCCUCUUCCAUCACUUCUACCCCAGAGACAUCAGCAUCUUCUCAAAGUUACAGGACUCAAACCAUGGAGACCAUCAGGGAAUCUCAAACCAGCACUAUCUCAGCAGUGAUCACAUCAACUUUUUCACUGUCCCUAAGUGGACACACCCUUACAGAGGGCAUCUCACAGGAGACAUCCACCCCUGAGAAUGCAAGCACUUCAUCUCCUUCCAGCGUCAGCCACAAACCUUCGGCAACCUCAGAAAUGCCCCUGUCAACAUCCUCCACAAAUGACACUUCAGCCUUUUCCCAUGCAAGCAACUCACAUGCAGUGACAUCAGAGGUUUCCAUAACACCAGCAUCAACAGACACCACUGUAGGAUACACAAAACAUGCAACACACCCUGAAAUAGGAAGUUUUACUCCAGUCACCUCAACACUCUCAAGGGCCACUGGAGUAGAAGGACACACAACACCCUCCUCUUCCAUUACAUCUACUGCAGAGAUGACAGCAUCUUCUCAUGACUACAGGACUCAGAGCACGGAGACCAGCAGAGAAUCUCAAACCGACACUACGUCAGUCUUCAUCACCUCAACUCCUUCAUCUUCCCUAAAUGGACACACUCUUACAGAGAUCGUCUCACAGGAGAUAUCCACCUCUAGGAAAGAAAGCACCCUAUCCUCUUCUAGUGUCAGCAUUGCACCUCUAACAACAUCAGUUUUAUUGACAGCACCAACCUCAACAGAUACCACUGUAGGUAAUGGAAAGGACACAUCAACUCCUAUUACUAGAACUGUUAUUCCAGUCCCUUCAACAGUACCCAUGAAAAGUGGACUAGAAGUACAAUCAAUUGCAAUCUUUUCCAGCACAUCUACUCCAGGAACAUCAGCAUCUACCCAGAAUUACCAGACUCCAAGCCUAGAGACCACCAGAGAAUCUGAAUUCAGUGAAAUUACAUCAGCAACCACAUCAGCUCUUUUAUCUUUACCCAGUGGACAUACUCUUUCAGGGAGAAUUCCUCCAGAAAUAUCUCCUUCAGGUGAAGCAAUCACUUCACCUACUUCCAGUGACAGUAAAACACCUUUGAUGACAUCAGAGACAUUGACAGCCUCAACUUCAAUAGACACUACUGUGGAAAAUACAGGAGAUACAUCCCUACCUGUAACUAGUAGUUUUCCUCCAUUCAUUCCUAAUGUUUCUACAACAUGGCAGUCAGCAAUACAACCAACACCACUGUCUAUCAGUACUCCAGCUCCAAAAACAUCUACAGUUUUCCAUACCCACGCAGACACAGAGACAGCAGGAUGGCCUCAUUCCAGCAGUUCAAUGUCAUUCAUUCCAGAUAAAACAACAUUCACUUCCUCAUCCUUCAGUGAUAGCAGUCACACAACUCAGUCACAAAAAGAACUGUUUUCAACACCAAUGGCUUCCACUAUACUGGUUACAGAAAGUUCAUCUUCCUCAAUAGCUAGCAGUAUUUCUUGGGUUACCUCUACAGUCUCAACAGUAGAUGAAGAAGUGCCAACCCCACACUCCUAUCUAAGCACAUCUCCUCAGGAAACAACAGUGGCAAUUUCCAAGUCUCACUGGACACAAGGCAUAGGGACCACUGGAGAUAUUCAUGUCAGCAGAAGCUCCAAUGUAACCCAAACCAUCAAAACAGUUACAUCUGCAUCUCCUUCAUCCUUACUAAGUGAACACACAUCUCAACAAACUAUAACAGCAAGCCCAGCAAGGCAGUCAACACCACUCUCUAGCAGCACCUCUUCUCAAGAAUCAUCAGUUGUUUCCCAGAUAGGUCAUACUCAAGGUCCACGGACCACACAAGAAUCCCAAACCACAAGUUUAAUCUUCCCCAUGACAGACACAAUCAAGACAGUCACAUCUGCAACUUCUCCUUUCAAAUCAAGUGGACAUUUGCCCUCAGAAAAUGUUCCUCAGGAUACACCCACCACAGGUGAAGUUACAACCUUCACACCAGCACCCUCAAGGGACAGCCACACAACUCAGGUCACUACCACUACCACAGAACUAUGGACGUCACCAACCAGUGCUGACACCAGCCCGGGAACAUUAAGAGGCACAUCACUUUCCAUUAAAAGCACCACUUUUCAGAGCUCUGUAGUUUCAACAACACUAGGCCCAAGAGGACAAUCAACAUCCCCUGCUUCUAGUGCCUCACCUGACACAUCAGCCAUUUCCCAAACCCACCAGACACAAAGCAGAGUGACCACUGGAGAACCACAUACCAACACACCAGCCUCCUUGGUAACAGAUACCACCUUUUUGGCAGACACCCUCUUGGUGGGCACAGCUACAGCUUCUUCAUCUACAGCAAGCAGCCAAACAACUUUAGGAAAUGCUUUCCCAGGAAUAUCCACCUCAGAUAAGAUCAAGAGUUUCUCACCAACUUUCUUCAGGGAAAACCACAUAACUCAAUCAAAAACUGAAUUGUUGUCCUCUGCAGCAAGUCAUGACACUACUCCAGGAACCAUGGAAUUGGUGUCCGUUAUUGUCCCCAACACCUCUCAAGAAAUAUCAGCUGUUUCCCAGAAGGCUCAGACUCAAAUUAUAGGAAGCACCAGAGGAUCUGAAGCCAUAAGCUCAGUCUCCCAGGUGACUGACACCUUCUCAACAGUUAUACCUCUACCUCCUUCAUCUACACCAAAUGUGCACAUGUUACCAAAAACCACUGCCCACACUCUGUCAUCUUCAGACACCAGCACAACACUUAUCUCCAACCCAGUCAGAGACAGCCACAGAACCCAAACAGCAAUGCCAACUUUGUUAUCUGGGGCAACUGAAGGGCCGACUACUGUUGUCUCUACCACCCUGAGUGAUGUAGCCUCUCAUUCUCCUUCUACAGUUAUGGUCACAAGUGAAGUCCAGAGAACAGCUCCAAGCUCAGCCCUCCAUAAAAACAUGACUGCAGUGACCAUUUCCCCUGUGGGUUCUGUCAGUAACUCCAUGACAAAUACCAUGCAAGUCCCAACUUCCUCAGUGGGUGAGUCAAGCUCACCCAUUUCUGAGCAUCCUGCAACUGUUCAAACAGUAGCCUCUACUACUAACCCUACUACAAGGCCAAUGUAUAUGAGUUCUAAGAGUAAUCAUAACAGUGUUGCUGGAUCCAUACCAACUUUGUCAUUUCAACCUACAACAUAUUCUUCAAUCAAGACCACUCCUGAUACUUCUUCAGUGUCUAAGUAUUCUAAGAGUCCAUUGCCUACUCUACAGCCAUCCACAGACUAUGCUUUCUCUGACUUUACUUCCUCUGGUAAUAUGGGCACAGCUCAGACCAUAUCAAGUUUCUAUACUUCAACCAGUGACUCUUCAUUCUCUCAAUCAGCCCCUGGCCCUGCAGUCACCUGGAGCUCCACCACUCUAUUCACAGGGCACUCUGCUCCUCUGUCUGUUACCAGCACUUUCCCAGCAUCCACUGCAUCCUCAAGCUCCAUUGUGAAGACUCAGACACCAGGAGCAAUCACAACUUCACUGAGGACAGGCAGCCAGAGAAGCACAACAACAUCACUACCACCAACAACCUCCCAGACCCUUACAACGUCCACUCCCAGCACAUCUACAAGCAAACACUCAACUGCUGUCCCAGUCCCUAUCAAGCCCAAGAAAGGUGUUUCCCUCUUUCCCUAUGGACCAAGCGUUGGAGAUCAGGAGUUUGUCAGGAGGACUGUGGACUUCACCUCACCACUCUUCAAGCCCCAGAUUGGCUUCCCUCUUGGCUCCUCUCUCCGGGAUUACCUCUAUUUCACAGAUAAUGGCCAGAUCAUUUUCCCAGAGUCAGAGUACCAGAUUUUCUCCUACCCCAAUCCUCCCCUUAGAGGCUUCACAGGCUGGGACCCUGUGGCCCUGGUGGCUCCAUUCUGGGAUGAUGCUGAUUUUUCCAGCAGCCAUGGAACCAUAUUUUACCAGGAAUAUGAGACACUCUAUAAUGAACACAACCUGCUAGUCUGGCAGGUGGAGUCUUGGAUUAAAAAGUUCGCACACAUCCGGAACUACAAAGCCAGGUGGACCCUAAAGGUCACAUGGGUCAGUGCCCCUGCCUAUCCUGCCCAAUGGACCUUUGGGACCAACACCUACCAGGCCAUCCUCUCCACAGACGGGAGCAGGUCCUACGCCCUGUUUCUCUACCAAAGUGGUGGUAUGCAGUGGGAUGUGACCCAGCGCCCAGGCAACCCAGUCCUCAUGGGCUUCUCCAGUGGAGAUGGGUAUUUUGAAAACAGCCCACUGACAUUCCAGCCAGUGUGGGAGAAGUAUCAUCCAGACCAAUUCCUGAAUUCCAACUCAGGUCUCCAGGGCCUGCAGGUCUAUAGGCUACACAGGGAAGAAAGGCCCAACUACCGUCUCAGGUGCCUGCAGUGGUUGAAUAGACAGCCCCAGUGGCCCCAAUGGGGCUGGAACCAGGUGUCCUGCCCUUGCUCCUGGCAGCAGGGACUGUGGGACUUACGAUUCCAGCCCAUCAGCAUAGGCUGGUGGGGCCUCGGCAGCAGGCAGCUGUGCCGUGUUUCUUCCUGGCGUGGAGGCGUGUGCUGCAGCUACGGGCCCUGGGGAGAGCUUCUCCAGGGCUGGACAGUGAGCACUCCUUGGCAGUUUGACCAAGAACUGGAGCCAUGGGACUGGUGCUGCCGUGGGAACGACAAGCCCUCCUUCUGCGCCCUGUACCAGCAGAGGCGGCCCCGCAUCAGCUGUGCUGGGUACCGUCCCCCAAGGCCUGCCUGGAUGUUUGGGGAUCCCCACAUCACCACCUUGGAUGGUGCCAAUUACACCUUCAACGGACUGGGGGACUUCCUGCUGGUCCGGGCCUGGGACAGAAACUCCUCCUUCCUGCUGCAGGGCCGCACUGCCCAGACCAGCUCAGCCCAGGCCACCAACUUCAUUGCCUUUGCAGCUAAAUACAACACCAGCAGCCUGAACCCCAUCACAGUUCGAUGGCUCCUCAAGCCGAAUGACACAAUCCAUGUGCAGGUCAAUAACCAGACUGUGACAUUUGAGACUAACCGUGAAGACCCAGAAGGCCAGGAGACAUUCAACACCACCGGCGUUGUAAUGACCCGCAAUGGCUCCCUCGUGUCAGCCAGCUUCGAUGGGACCGUGACCAUCUCCGUGACCGCCCUUUCCAACAUCCUCCAUGCCUCCUGCAGCCUCCCAGAGGAGUAUCGAAACAGCACAGAGGGCCUCUUGGGAGUCUGGAACGACAAUCCAGAUGAUGACUUCAGGAUGCCCAAUGGCUCCACCAUUCUCAACAAAAGCGAUGAGUGGCAACUUUAUCAAUUUGGAAUGACCUGGAAAAUCAAUGAUACGAGACUCCUUGGCAAGAGAGACAGCCCUCUGCCUUCCAACUUCACCCCUGUCUUCCUUUUCCAACUGAAGAACAACACCUCGGGUGAAAAUCUGGUCUCUGAGUGUAAUGGAGAUGAGCAGUGCAUUUAUGACAGCCUGGCCACAGGAAACACAAGCACCGGCCUGAACACUAAGAUGCUCUUUAGCAGAUACCAGCUGAUGAACGCCACCCUCAGUAAGUACCCACCUUCUAUCAAGGGUGAGCAUGUGGUGGAAGCCUAUCUGGGGCAGACCAAGCUGACUCAGUACACCAGCGGUUCUGAGAAUGUCAUAUUCACCCUAAGAAACAGCAACACUGACUUCAAGCUCUUUGAGAAUGGGACAUUGCUAUGGACACCAAAGUUGUUGGAACCAUUCACUCUGGAGAUUCUAGCAAGAAAUGCCAAAGUCAACUUGUCAUCUGUACUCCAGCCAAAGACAGUGGUCUGUGCCUGCAGGGAAGAGAGCCAGUGUUUAUACAACCAGACCAGCUGGGUGGGCAAUUCCUCCCUGGAGGUGGCCGGCUGCAAGUGUGAUGGGAACAGCUUUGGCCCCUACUGCAAACGCUCCAGGGACCCCUGUGAGGAGCCAUGCUUCCCGAAUGUAAAGUGCAUUCCUGGGGAGGGCUGCGAGGCCUGCCCCCAAAACCUGACUGGGGAUGGGCGUCAUUGUGCAGCUCUGGAGAACUCUCCCCUCUGUCAGAACGUGUCCUGCCCUGUGAAUCACUGCUACAACCAGGGCCACUGCUACAUCUCCCAGACGCCAGACUGCCAUCCCACCUGCACCUGUCCCCCAGCCUUCACUGACACCCGCUGCUUUGUGGCUGGGAACAAUUUCACUCCAACCAUCCAUCAAGAUCUUCCCGUAAGAAUCAUCCAGCUCUCACUCAGGGAAGGAGAAAAUGCCACCAUGACAGAUGUCAAUGCCUCGGUGGCCUACAGACUGGGGAAGCUGGAUGUGCGGGCUUUUCUCCAGAACAGCAAAGUGGUACCAAUCAAUUCUGGGGCAACACAGGCCUCAGGAAGAAACCUUCAACGCUGGAGUGUCAUCUCGGAGUUCCAGUACCUCCCUCGGGGUCCUGUUAUCGACUUCCUAAACACCAAGCUGCUGGAUGCAGUGGUAGAGGCAUUCUUACCCCAGGCCUCAUGGAGGAGAUGGAACAGAAGUGAGGGGCCCAGGACCAAUGUGAACUUCCAUUCCAUCUCCAGGGAAGAUGUGUACAGUGUGAAGGCUCUGAACGUGAGCAUGCUGAAGACUUACUUCAAAUGCAAUGGCUACAAGGGUUACCACCUGGUCUACAGCCCCCACAGUGGCCUGACCUGUGUGUCCCCGUGCAGUGAGGGCUACUGUGAGCACGGAGGCCAGUGCCAGCACCUGCCCCAAGGGCCCCGUUGCAGCUGUGUGCCCUUCUCCAUCUACACGCCCUGGGGAGAACGCUGUGAGCACCUGAGCAUGAAGCUUGGCGCCUUCUUCGGGAUCCUCUUUGGAGCGCUGGGAGCCCUCUUGUUGCUGGGGGUGGUGGUGUUUGUGGUCCUGCGCUUCUGGUGCUACCCCAGGAACCAGUACUCCUACCCUCUGGACACAGAAAGUUGAGGCCUCACCCAAAGGGGUAGCUGUGGCCUAAGAUACUUCAGGACCCACCCCCAGCCUCACCCACGUAUUGACCAGUACCUUGGCUUUGAGGAGACUGGGAAAAGGAAGGUGCCUGAAGGUGAUUCAGGAUUCUUCAAGGGAAUGAGUAAUAAUAAAAACAAUAGCACACCUUUUCAGUAGACACAGAGGCAGACAGAAGGGGCCAUAAAGACCACCUACUUAAAGGAUGGAUUCUUACACAUACAUACCUGCAAGAAGGACACUGACCUACAUACACACACAUCAGAGUUAAUAAUGUCUCAGUUAAAAUCCAAAAUGCAUUUGUAUACAAAACUCCAAUUUACUUCUAAUUAAAGUCUAUUUAAGUAAAA
Molecule: messenger RNA, 8509 nt
Organism: Felis catus (domestic cat)
Lineage: Eukaryota; Metazoa; Chordata; Mammalia; Carnivora; Felidae
Gene: MUC4
Product: mucin 4, cell surface associated
Exons: 24
Coding region: 108-8138 (2676 amino acids)
Biological process (GO): cell-matrix adhesion
Source: RefSeq, a predicted model, not a curated record